This is a messenger RNA of Cephus cinctus (wheat stem sawfly), 2900 nucleotides long. RefSeq names its product heterogeneous nuclear ribonucleoprotein 87F (gene Neos). The record is from RefSeq and is a predicted model, not a curated record. Gene Ontology annotation, molecular function: RNA binding. The transcript is spliced from 7 exons. Lineage: Eukaryota; Metazoa; Arthropoda; Insecta; Hymenoptera; Cephidae. Bases 287 to 2332 code for a protein of 681 amino acids.
GCAAUGCCGUGCUAUGCCUCUUCCGAUAGUAUUUCGAAGAUGGCUGAAGGCUGAUGCUGAUGGCUAUCAUGAGAUUCAUGAGCUAUGAGCUAUGAUGGUUAUGAAGUUCGUUUGUUUCCCUUGGAUGGUCUAAUUCGAGAAAAAUAAAGGUGCACAUUAUCAAAGAUUUUUUCCUAAUCAGACUAAACUCCUAUGUAAGAGCUCAUUAUAUACACAGGCGUUGUCAUCAAUCGAUACGCUCAGGUCCACACGAAUGUACAGUUGAGGAUACAAUUAAUAAUACAGAAUGAGUGCCAGACUUUUGAAGGAUCCAGCUACUGUUAGUAGCCGAGUGUUUGUUGGACACUUGCAGACCGAGGAUAUGACAAAACAUGAGUUGGAGGAACAUUUUGCAAAAUAUGGAACUGUAGUAGGAUCUUUAAUCAAUCGUGGCUUUGGAUUUGUGCAAUUUGAAGAGGAACAGUCUGCUCAGAAUGCUAUUCAAAAAGAGAAUGGUGCUAUGUUUAAAGGCAGACGAAUUGAUGUGAGGCCAGCCAAGAAAGACAAUCAGGGUAAUAACAAUAAUAACAAUAGCAAUAACAGCAGUAUUGCUAGUACAGCUGCCAGUGGAGAUAACUCUGUAAAACAAUCUGCCUCAAAUAAUCAGUUUAGUCCUGGAAACAAUCAAUUCCCUGGCGGCAAUGAUUCCUUUGAAAGGAACCAAAGCUUUGGAGAAGGAAAUCACAACUUUGGGGGAAAUAAUCAGAGUUUCAGUAACGAUGGUCCAUUUGGAAAUCAAAAGAAUAGAGAAGGAUCUGGGGAACAAUUUGGUAGUAAUAACCAGAAUCGUUCUAACGAACUUUUUGGAGGACAUCCAAAUAGAGGUGGUGGACAGUUUUCUGGUGGACAACAGAACCAGAACCGUGGAGGUGGAGGAGGUGGAGGAGGAGGCAAUGGUCCAUUUGGUGGAAACCAAAAUCGUCCACCAACUAAUCAAAAUAGAAAUCAGAACAACAAAGGAGGGAACCAAAGUCAGGGUGGGAACCAAGGGGGUGGCGGUGGCGGCAAUGGUGGGGGAGGUCCAGGUGGUCCUGGUGGUGGUGGUGGUGGAAGACCUCGAGGGACUCGAGGUGGGAAAAAUCGAAAUAAAAACAGAGAAAAUGCGGGCGGAAAUAACUUUAGGGAUCGUAGUCCCAUUAAUCGAGGAAAUCGGCCUGAUGAAAAACCUCGUGAAUGGGAACUCAAUAAACCUGGUGACGUUAGACGUCAAGGAAACUUUCCUAGAGACACAACUAAUAAUGGAAGUAAUCGUUGCUUUGAUGACUACAAAGGAUCUGGUGGACUCGGCAGGGAUGUCAACUCUGGUUUUGGGUCUACAACAGGUGUUGCAGCUGGUGGAAUAUCCUCAGAGUAUCCACCAAUUGCUGCAGAAAAGAAUGAUUGUGAAAUAAUUGUUGUCAACAAAUCCAUUACAGAGUAUGCUGAGAUAAUUGAAAUGCGCCUGAAGAAAAUGGGACUGUCAGUUGAUCUUCUAUUCCCCAAUGAAGACGUUCCAUUGAAUCGUGUUCUAGGAAAUAUAGCAAGUAGAGGAUGUCUAUACGCUAUUGUAGUAACGCACAUUAAUCAAGAGCAUCGUUCUCUUACCCUUAACAUACUUCAUGGUUUACCGCAGGAGCACAGAAAUAUGCCAAUCGACGACGCCAUUAAUCUUAUAUCAAGGGAUUUUAGCAACUAUAGAUCAGGAGGACGUUCAGUUCCUUUGAACGUUCCUUUGACAGUAGAUCGACAUCCCGACGCUAUACAAGUUCUCUUGAAUAUGUUAGCUGAUAAUCAUCAGCUAACAGUAUUACAAUACGACAGAGUGAUAAAGUAUUUGGAAGUGAAACGCGAGGAGCAAGUUCAGGUGGAGUUGGGAGACACAAAGGAUCUACCCACAACGACAAGUCUAACAGCUAGUGAUCCUAAACAAGCCGAGCUUCAGUCCAGAAUCCUGAACAUUCUUAAUAGCAACAAGACCGGCUCCAUGGCUCCGGUACCCAGUCCUGUUCCUGCUCCAGUACCUCUACCUUCAUCGACCGCCUGGGCACCAGCAGUUUCUCAUUCAGGAUCCGCACCGUCGAGCAGUGCCAGCAAUAGCAGUAACACUAUCAGCACAAGUACAGCAGGACCACCUGGUGCUACCACCAAUACCAGUACCGGCGUAUCUCCCUCGCCUUUAUUGAACGACCCAACAGUGCAAAAAGCUUUGGACAGCCUUCUACAAGGAAACUUAUUGAAAAGUAUCGGAGCUCAACAGCCACCACAUGCAUCUACGCCAUUAUUUGCAGCUUUUCCGAAUAUCGGUCGGUUUUAAAAUUGAUCUCUUAUCUCUAAUCUAUCUCUUUUAUCAAUUACUGGUAGCCAUUAGAUCUAACUUAGAUUUUAUUAUGUAUUACAUUUCAUGAGAACUUGGGGUUUGCUGAUCCAAUUAUUUCUUUCUAUCAUUUUCUUUGAUUGUACACUAUUAUUUGCAUUUAGUGCUGUCCGGGUUAGUAUAUUUGCUCUUGAUUAGCUGUGGGCUCUCAGGAAAGAAUGAACUUACAGUAUGAAGAGAAGGAAAUGAACAAGAUAGAAUCCAUUAUUACGUAUACAGAAUAUCAUGCGUCUUUGUAGCAAUUAGACAUUAACAAAUGAGCGACCAGAGAUGAAUAAACACCUUUCAUAGGAAUAUAGGGAUAAGCAGUGUUUUUUAUUCAAGAAUUAUUCGCUAAGUUACAUAAUAUCACAAGCAUAGUAUCCACAAUCCUUUAACGCGUCUGAAAAUGUAAAAGUGUAUUCAAUUAAUACAACUGUUUCCUACUUUCUUGCUGUGCAUCAUAUGUAAUAGGUCACUAGCAAAGCAUGUUUACAAUAAUAAUGAAGUCACCAAUGUCUUUCCAUUA